AUGAAUAACGUAAAUGUGACUCUGUUGAUAGAUUAGAAAUUAGACGAACUCAGAAAGCAUGAGUCUUUCAAGAUGGAAAAAGAGAGGUCUAUCGGAGUAAUCAAUAAAAAUGAUUAGUCAGGCAUUGAAGAUAAGAAGCAGACCAUUUUGGAGUCUAUAUUCAAGAAAAGAUCGCAGAAGAUUUUCGAAUAAAUGUGCUUUAAAAAACGCAUUAAGGCACCACUUCUACCAAUUGGAAUAUUAAAUUUCACCUGGCAUACUGUUCAUGAGAUAAUAGAAAAGUAGAAUUUGAAUAUAAAUGUUCCAGAGACCUUUUAUUACCUUGACGGAGAAUGCUACUUUAUGAGAACAAAUGCUUUUGGAAUUGUUGAGAAACGUAAAAUCAAUCCAUAGCUUGAUUCUAGAAUUUUAGUAGAGUAGCUAUAUUAAACAACCUAAAAAAUGCAAAAAUAAAAAGUAUCCAUUUCAGGUUGCCUCUUUCCUAUAAUGAUUGCUAAAAUCACAGAUGUAUUUGAAAAUGAUGUUAGCCUCUAGUUUUUCCUUGGUUCUUGUCUUGAUAAAUAAUAGAGUGAGCUUGGUAAAAGCACAUUUAUAAUGUAACGCUACAUAGUCUCAAAGGGUCUAGGCUGCAAUGUCAUUCGUGUAAAUUUAACUAAAGAAAAAGGAGUUAGUUUGAAGAAUGCUAAAUUACAAUAUUAUCGCAUUGGUAGCAAUCACAGAUAUGAUGGAGAGGAUCUUAAAGAUAAGGAUUAGGGUAUGAAUGUGAAGCGAAUCUAAGAAAUGAUUAAAAAUGGAAGAUCAAUGAAAUUUAUCAAGAGAUUUGUUUUGGAGUAGAAUCAGUAGAGUGGAACAGACAGAAAGGCCAUAGAUCUCUUUUUGAAUUAAAAAUUUACUUACUCUUAGGAGGAUCCUAACUAAGAACCAUUACUUGUUAAAGAUGAUAUUUACUAAUUCAUGAAUGUAAUGUAACAGGAACAAGUAAUGACUCUAGCUAAGGCAAUAAGUAGAUUACUAAAAAAACAAAGACUUGAGCUCAAUCUACUCUCUAUGGACUUUAUUUAAGAUGAAAAUGAUUAGUAAUUUUAUCUUGUCCAAAUUAAAUAUGUCGAAACUAGUGCUCUUGCUGAAACUUAAUUAAAUUUGAGUAGAUAAAGUUCAGAUAAGGUAAUAAACUACAUCGAAGAAAAUAAAAUCAUGAAGCAUGAUUUAUGCGAAGGAGAUUAUUGCUAAUUAGAGGAUGAUUAUUUUGUAAAUUAGCUACCAAAAGAACAUAAGGAUUUCAUCUAUCUUUUUAGGAUUCAUUUUAGAAAGAUCAUUGAUCUAGAUCGGAAGAUUAGAAAUAUUUAAGAAGAUCAAAGAGAAUCAGAGCUGAAUAAGACAAUAUUUGAGACAUCAGGCAAAGAAUAAACUUCAUAAUACAAAGUAAAAACUAGACAUAUUAAUAUAUAUACUAGGAAUAAAUAGUUUGUUUUAACUGCUACAGUGUGUACAGUUUUGUUAAGAAGUAUUUUCUAUAAGGAAGAGGAAAGUACAAAUAUUUACCAAAGCCACCUCCUCAGCUUAAUGUUCCACGCAUUUACAAAAUUAAUUCAAUUUUUGAAGAAUUUAAAAAGCAAGAAGAGAAGGAUUGAAGGCGUGACUGAGGCUAAGAGCGAUUUGCUGACACCUGCAGCUAAAAAGAAAAUAGAAUUGAGAGGUUCAAUGCUUGGGAAAAAUAUAAAUGUUCGUGCUUUGAUCAGGAAAAGUAGUCCUGAAAAAUAAACUCCACCAAUUAAUGAUGAUAGCAGAGAGAUAUCAGCUAAAAUGGUUGCUGAUCUGGAUAUUAAGGUGCAAGGAUUCAUUGCUAAAUCUCGAAAUGCUUCAUUAGUUGGAAGUCAUACUCAUAAUCAAUCUUUAUCCUCAGUCAUUUUUCAACAUAGCGAGAAAUCUUCAAAAAGAAUGGAAAAUGAGAGCAAUAAAAAACCUAAAUUAUGUUUGAUAAGACUUAAUCAGUCAUGCGAGGGAUUAAGAGAAUUAACUAAAAUUAACAUUAAAAACGAGAUUUAAAAGCAGUUAUCCAGAAAUAUCAACAUGAUUCCUCCAAUUGGCAAAAAAUACUUCUCAAAACCUUAGUCACUGAAUUAAACCCUAGAAUCAAAACCGAAUGAUUAAAAAAUUAAAAACAACUCCACCUUAUAAACUGAGCGAAGUGAUGAUUUGAAAGGAUCCCUAAAAGAAAUUGAUUCUCCUAAUAAAGGCUCAAGUUUUGAUGUUUAAACAGAGCAGUUUUCAAAUUUUUACGAAUUAAGGCCAUAAAUUACCAUGCAAACUAUUUUAAGCUAAAAUAGUCACCUAAACAGAAUGGCUACGAAUAAUUCAAAUUAAAAAACUUUUAUUGACAAUAAUGGAAAGUAUAAAGAAGCCAAAAUCAAAUUUUAAACUUAGCACAAUGAGGUAGCUCAUUCAACUAUUUAAAAAUUCAAUCAAGACUAAAGAUUUAAUUUAUUAACUAAUAGUCCAGAAAGAUCUUAACUAAUAAAUGUUAAGAUUGGUCUGAGAGAUUCAAAAGAUUAAGCCCUAAAGCAGCAAUUACUAAAUUAUGCGAAUUUAUCCCCAGAUAAAAGAAAUGAGACUCUGAAGAAAAUAUAUUAAAAAAAUUUGAGGAAUAUUUGGGGUGAAUAAUUAAAGGAGUAAAAAUUACUGAUAAAUAUUCAAAAACAGUCAAGAAACUUACUAAUGCAUUCAAAAAGCGUUCCAAACCCUGAUUGA
Messenger RNA from Stylonychia lemnae, 2748 nucleotides. The record is from the annotation of a GenBank genome assembly. NCBI's taxonomy places the organism in Eukaryota, Ciliophora, Spirotrichea, Sporadotrichida, Oxytrichidae.